Messenger RNA from Labrus mixtus (cuckoo wrasse), 3861 nucleotides. RefSeq names its product protein phosphatase 1, regulatory subunit 16A (gene ppp1r16a). Bases 884 to 2614 code for a protein of 576 amino acids. The transcript is spliced from 11 exons. Lineage: Eukaryota; Metazoa; Chordata; Actinopteri; Labriformes; Labridae. Gene Ontology annotation, molecular function: protein binding; phosphatase regulator activity; enzyme inhibitor activity. The record is from RefSeq and is a predicted model, not a curated record. Gene Ontology annotation, cellular component: cytoplasm.
CAGAGAGCCGGAGGAGGAGGAGAGGAGGACAAGCAGCUGAUUCAGUUUCACUAACGCAGCUCAGGAGCGACUACUGAACAGCUGCAGACAGAAGACAAUGUUGUCAAGCAGCGACACCUUCAUAUGCAGCUUUCUUUCCACUGAAAACCUGCUGGAAAGUGCAUCAACAACAAAACAAGUUGACUUUUAAAUUGUCUCCCCUCAACAGCAAGCAAUAUUUGAAUCCUCUCUUUCUGCAUCAAGUAACGCAGAUGUUGUGUUACUGGUGUAGAUGCCCCCUUUUAUCAUCACAACUUAACUUCUAAAUUCUCAGAAGACUUGCCUGUCUGAUGGACUUUGGACAUACAGUUAGCAACUCCUUGGAUUACAAACUGAGAAGAAGCACCUAACCCGGAGAUAAGCUUGAAUCUUUCCUUUCGUCCCCCUGGUGGAUUACUAUUGAUAUGGAUGGGAGGACUGACAGUUGGUCACAAUCCACAGCUUGGAUAAUUACGUUUUGGAUAUAUUUCUCUCACCUUUUUUUCAAGGCACCUUAAGAGUUAUCAUCUAUAAAGAUGGGAAAGAGACAUUGCAACUACUUCACAUGCUGCUGUCUUCUAAAAUCAUGUAGAUAUCUGCCAUCUGAUUGCACAACAUAAGUUGUUUUUUCACUGUACUUGACAUUUUUUGUUUGCUUUUUUAAUGGAAAGUCAAUUUUUCAGAUAAACUGAAUUAUUUUUGUGCUGUCCCACAGGCCCUAACAUAGGCCUGUUUGGCCUUACAGAAGGGCCUCUUUCAGGGGGCACAAGGGAGGCAUAUGAGAAAUCUGAAAACCUAAACUUCAUUUGAAACAAACAGGAACAGGAAAAAAAGCCACAGUGACAGUUCUUAGUGUGGUGGUGGCAUGGCAGCAGAACACGGCGAGCUGCUGGCUGAGAUGGCCACCGUAGGGCGCCUGAGCGCCACAGAGCGCCUUAAGCAUGCCCAGAAGCGCCGCGCUCAGCAGCUGAAGUCAUGGGCACAGAUGGAGAAAGAUGCUACCCGAGGGUCAAGGGCCAAAGCAGACAAGAAGAAGAAGGCACGGACCACCAAAGUUAAGUUUCCUAACACAAUCACCCUGCUGGACGCUGCUGCACGAUGUGACCUGGACGAGGUGAGGGAGCUGUUAAACAGCGGUGUCAGCCCAGAUCUGGUCAACGAGGAUGGACUCACAGCCCUACAUCAGUGCUGCAUUGAUGACUUUGUGGAUGUAGUGCAGUGUCUGUUGGAUGCCGGUGCCUGUGUGAAUGCCUGUGACAGUGAGCUGUGGACACCGCUGCAUGCUGCUGCCACCUGUGGACACACUGGGCUGGUGCAGCUCCUGAUUCAGGCUGGGGCUGACCUUCUGGCUGUCAACGCAGACGGUAACAUGCCCUAUGACCUCUGUGAGGAUGAGGCCACUCUUGAGCUGCUGGAGAUGGUUAUGGCUGAACAGGGUAUAACUCAGGACCGUAUAGAUGAAUGUCGAAGGGCUAAAGAGGCAGCCAUGUUGACUGACAUUCAGGCUCUGGUUCAGAGUGGAGCGGACUUAAAUGCUCAGGAUGAUAAUGGAGCUACACUGCUCCACACAGCGGCUGCUAACGGCUACAUAUCUGUGGCGGAGCUGCUGCUUGAGCACAGGGCUCAGGUGGAGGUCAAGGACAGUGAUGGCUGGACGCCGCUACACGCUGCCGCCUGCUGGGGACAAAUCCAAAUGGUGGAACUGUUGGUGGCGCAUGGAGCAAGUUUAAACACAAAGUCUGUCCUGGAGGAGACUCCUCUGGAUGUGUGUAUGGAUGAUGAGGUCAGAACCAAACUGAUGGAUCUGAAGCACAAACACGAUGCCAUCAUGAAGAGUCAGGACCGGCAGAAAGGCACGCUGCAAAGACGAGCUUCCAGUGCCGGCAGCAGAGGUAAAGUGGUGCGUCGUGUCAGUGUGAAUGAGCGCUCCAGUUUGUAUCGACGAGAGCAUCACAAAGAGGCCAUGGUGUGGCAGGAGCGAGGGCGGCAGCCAGAACCACAGGACGACGACGAGGACAGACAAACGGACAACGAGCUGCACCAGCAUGCCACCAUGGUUUCUGGUGGAGAAGCCACGUCCUGUUUAGAAGAACUGGAGGCUGCAGACAGGAAAAUAAUGUCCAGUCUAGGUAAUGGUGGGACCUCUGUUUCUCUGGCCUCCUCUGUACCAGGAGAGCUUUGGAGUGGUGGGGGUCUCAUGGAUCGCAGUGCCUCCUAUCAGCUCAGCCCUGCGUCUGGAGCCGGGUUUGGAUCUGGUUCUACAGACAGGGAGGGGGCAGACAAUAUGACUCGGGAGAAAUCUCACCACACCCUUGCUGAUCUGAAACGCCAGCGGGCAGCUGCCAAGCUCAAUAAGUACCCAGCACCUCAACCCCCCCUGCCCCCCACUGUAGAGGAGCAACCUUCGGUUCCAGCAUCUGAGGUGACAUCAACUCAGGCCCAGCCAGAGGUCCAACUGGGCCCCAUCCCAGUAGAGGAGGUCUCCCCAAGUCAGGUGUACUUCACCUCGGCUAGCGGAGAUCCUCCACUACUGAAACUUAGAGCACCUGAGGAGGAGCAGGCGAGCAAUAAGGAGCCGUGCUGUGGACUCAUGUAGACCUUUUCACACUCACACACACACUUAACUGCCUACAGAGUAGAAAACUGGCAGUGUUACACUCCAAAGUGGCAAAAAGCAUAUAAAAAAAGACAUGCUUGAAAUGAAUCUUUAAAGAUUGUAGGUUAAGGCCACAUGCCAAUAACAGAUGGAUCCAAACAACAUUUCAAUGGACUGAGAUGCGAUCUUUGUGCUUAUUCUACCCUGGACCCUAUGAUCAAUACAAACUUCACACUAAAGGUCUUAGGACUGCUCUUCCUCUUGGAGAGAAUUUAUGGAUCUUUGCAUGUCAGGUGUUCACUUCUGACGCAGGAGAAAUAGAGAUUCCAGUGUUCAAAUCACAAACAAAGCUUUACUUUUCAUUGUUCAUUAAUUAACUUAUUUCAUUUAACUCCCACCAACAGUAGACAUUUCACUGAAAAAGCUCUGAAUCAUGUUUAAGUUGAAUAUUUAUGCAAAGCUGAAUGAAAUCAAUCUGCAGUUUUUUAAAAUAAUAAUGGUAAAUGUUGUCUUUACUGGGCGCUAUGAAGGGUGUAUGUCUAUCCUGCAAACAUUUACAUAAUAAUCAAGAGUUUUUUGUGGUUGGGAGAGUGCUUGCUCAUUGCGGUUUCAGUUUACAUUGUUGCUACUCUGAAUUUACAUAUACACAAUGACAUGAACAAGGAAUGUGUCCUUAAAAUACCUUUCUCAUAAACUGAAAAUUUAAUUAUUUUUCCAGUGCACAAAAAGUCUACAUUUCAAUAUUUGUAAUGGUGCAAUUUGUAAAUUGAGUGGUUGUCUAUAAAAGAACAUGAGCUAAUCUAUAUUUAAAUCAGUGGAUGAUAACUCAACCUUUCAUUAUUGAUCUCAGUAUUUCAAUUUUUCUACCCCUCAAAUCACACUUUUUGUUCUAAAUCUGAAUAUGACUAAGCGUGUACAUUUCCUGUACCAUAUUUAAAGAUAAGAGUCUAAAGAUAUUUAUCAAAGAGAUGAUAUAUUGAUUUUUUUGUAUCACACCAUUUAAACUUGUCAUGUGAUUAUGUGUAAAAAAAAUUGUGUGCCUUUAGGUGGCAGAUUUGUUAUCGUUCUGCAGCGUUUGCACUAAGGUCCGUAUGUUAAUUUGGUGAGGUGUGGGAUAAAAUGAUGUAAAUCUCAGACAUUGACUCAAACUUGAUGUGCUGUCAAUACAUUCCAAUUUCUCUUUUGCAUUUGGUGAUUUCUACUGAGCCCUGAUUAGAAAAACAAAAUAUAAAACAUGUUUUCAAAAA